Messenger RNA from Miscanthus lutarioriparius, 282 nucleotides. NCBI's taxonomy places the organism in Eukaryota, Viridiplantae, Streptophyta, Magnoliopsida, Poales, Poaceae. The record is from the annotation of a GenBank genome assembly.
AUGAAGCUUGAGACCACCGCCACCGUUGCUCUCCUCCUCUUCCUCCUCCUGGCGCCGCCUUCCCUCCGUGUCUCCAUGGCUGGAUCAGCGUUCUGCGACGGCAAGUGCGGGGUGCGGUGCUCCAAGGCGAGCCGGCACGACGACUGCCUCAAGUACUGCGGGAUCUGCUGCGCCAGCUGCAACUGCGUGCCGUCCGGCACCGCGGGCCACAAGGACGAGUGCCCCUGCUACCGCGACAUGACCACCGGCCACGGCAACCGCACCAGGCCCAAGUGCCCAUGA